GUACCCUGCGCAGUAAAGAGGGGUGCCGUCGGGAGCGCGCGGCACACGUGACCGCCAGGCUCCGCUCGGGAACGCGCUCAGUCAGACAAGCGGGGCGAGAGAAAUAAAAAGAGUCCCCGCGGUGGAACCCCCUCCCCCCCUUCGGUAACCGGACGCCGCCAUGUACCGAGCCCUGUACGCCUUCCGCUCCCCGGAGCCCAACUCGCUGCCCUUCUCGGCCGGGGAGAGCUUCCUCAUCGUGGAGAGGACUAACCAGCACUGGUGGCUGGCCAGCCGCUGCAGCAGCGGGGACACGGGCUACGUACCGGCCUCCUACCUGGAGAGGAUCAAGGUGCAGGAACAAGACGUGGUUCUCCAAUCCAUCGAUCGUGCCAUCGAGGCCAUACACAAUGCCGCCAUGAAGAACGGGGGCAAAUACAACCUGGAGCAAAGAGAUGUCCUACAAAAACUUAUCCAUCACAGGAAGGAAACUCAGUCUCGAAAGACCCACUCACCGACCGGCCAUUCAAACUCCUUGAACGCCUCGUCUAGUGACCACCACUUGGAUUCCGGCCGACAGCCUAACGGUGUUUGCCGGAGUGGUUUUGACCAUCACAUGAGUUUGCCCAACUCAGAUGUGACGUCUGAGGAAGACGCCACCUACCAGGUUCCCCCUCAGGCCCGUCGUGCUGCUCCUACCACACCUCCUCCCCCAGAGAAACUCAGAAGUGCCCAGACAAAACAGACUACUAAAAAUAGCACUGACAAAUCCUCCCGGUCCAUACUGCACAUGUCCACUACAAGCGUGUCGUCUCUUGACACAGCCUGCACAGCUUCCACAGACUCUUGUCAUAUCUCGGCAACUUCCAGUCCCAGUAACACCCCGCCACCAGUGCCCAGUAGAAGCAUGCACACUACAGUGUCUCAUAACCUGGAGGCCUGCACCUUGGUCCCCGGAUCCCUGAGCUCCCACAGUAAGCAUGCAGCCCCGGGGCCUCCGGAGCAGGAGAAUCUUGCCGAAAUUCAUCAAAAUGCCCAGACCAAGCGCACGGCUCCGGCCCCUCCUAGCGUGGAAGCGUUCAACUCCGUCAUUUAUGACAGCAAAUCCAAAACGCCUUCAAAGCCUGCCUCCACGGAGCCUACAAGCAGGUCCAGCAGUGUGCCAAAGUCCAUGGGUGCGGAGUUAAUUGAACUGGUCAGAAAGAACACCAACCUUAGCUAUGAGCUGUCUCGCGUGGCGAUUGGAGUGAUUGUCGGACACAUUCAGUCAACGGUACCGUCUACCGGGCCUGUGAUGGAGCAGAUUCUCAUCUCUCUGAUAGAAAACAAGGAUUCCAGGUCUGGAUUACCAUCUGGGCAGAUCUGCCAUGAUGAGCAGCGUUUGGAAGUUAUCUUUACAGACCUGACCCGGCACAAAGAUGAUUCCCAGCAGCGGAGCUGGGCUCUGUACGAAGAUGAGAAUGUCAUCCUUUGUUAUUUGGAGGAGCUUCUGGUCAUUUUGACCGAUGCAGACCCCGAAGUGUGCAAGAAGAUGUGCAAGAGGAACCAGGCCGAGGCUCUGGAGUCUCUGGUGUCCUAUUAUCAGAUGGAGCACAGGGUUGCUCUGCGUCUGCUGCUGCUGAAGUGUUUCGGGGCCAUGUGCAGUCUGGAUGCUUCCAUUAUUUCCUCGUUGGUGAACUGUGUCCUUCCUAUGGAGCUGGCUCGUGACAUGCAGACACAUACCCAAGAACACCAGAAAAUGUGUUAUUCAGCAUUAGUCCUGUCCAUGAUUUUCUCUAUGGGAGAACCUCUUCCUUAUCACCAUUAUGAGCAUCUCAACUCCCAGUUUAUUCAGUUCCUGCUGGAUGUCAUUGAGGACGGCCUGCCUUCUGACACCACCGAGCAGCUGCCGGAUCUGUUCAUCAACGUGCUGCUAGCCUUUAAUCUGCACAUUGCAGUUCCGGCGAACAACGUGAUUAUGAAGACUCUGUGCAAGCGACCCAAUGUCAAGAUAUUGACAGAGAAGCUUCUGCUGCUUCUUAACAGAGGAGACGAUCCCGUCUGUAUCUUCAAACAUCAGCCGCAGCCGCCGCACUCCGUUCUGAAGGUCUUACAGGACGUUUUCGCCAGCUCCGAGACGGCGAACAUCUUCUAUCACAGUGAUAUGAUGGUCAUGAUCGAUAUCAUUGUCCGCCAGAUAGCAGAUCUGUCUCCUGGAGACAAGCUUCGCAUGGAAUACUUGUCUUUGAUGCACGCCAUCAUCCGCUCAACUGGCUAUCUCCAGCACCUCCAUCGCCGUCAAGACCUGCAUAGCAUAUGCCAACGUAUCCUGGGCGAAGAAGACGAAGGGCCUCAUUGUCAAAUGGACAAAAUGAUCAUCCGGGAGAUCUACAGAGAGUUCCCUAAUUUGUCCCCUAAGAGCGGCUGAACGGGCACCACCGAGUUUCCAAAUGUUUACAUAAUCCGUAUAUCGUCUUUCUGUGAGAGGCCCGGCCAGUCGGUCAUGGCUUGUUAACAGAGCAGUACUAGCGCCCCCCUUCUUCCCCCUGUGGAAGAGGCACAAGGUCUUAUCCAGAUUUUUGCUGCGGGCGCAACGUGUCUUUGCUACUGAAAUGUUAACCUGUUUUAAUUUUGCAUUCGUGAUUCAGUUAGCUUCCCAUUGCGCUGUGCUGAGGGGGUCAGACUGGAAUUCAUAGGUUCAUGUGGUGACCCCGUAUCAGGGGUGUGCUAUUGUGCAGGAGGAAAUCCUGCAGUUUUUCUACCAGGAAUGACCCUCUGAGUAGAAAUCUGACUGCCAGGACACUUUAUAUGUACAUUAAAUAAGAAUUCUGAG
Rana temporaria (common frog) is the source of this 2791-nucleotide messenger RNA. RefSeq names its product NCK interacting protein with SH3 domain (gene NCKIPSD). Lineage: Eukaryota; Metazoa; Chordata; Amphibia; Anura; Ranidae. Gene Ontology annotation, molecular function: Arp2/3 complex binding; protein binding. Gene Ontology annotation, biological process: endocytosis. The coding region runs from base 161 to 2386 and encodes 741 amino acids. The transcript is spliced from 13 exons. The record is from RefSeq and is a predicted model, not a curated record.